Molecule: messenger RNA, 534 nt
Organism: Fusarium musae
Lineage: Eukaryota; Fungi; Ascomycota; Sordariomycetes; Hypocreales; Nectriaceae
Exons: 2
Coding region: 1-534 (177 amino acids)
Molecular function (GO): fatty acyl-CoA hydrolase activity
Source: RefSeq, a predicted model, not a curated record
AUGUCCGACUCCAAACCAACAGACGAUCACCGCAAGACCUUGAAAGAGGGCAGUCCAGAAGAAAGAGUCAAAGCCUGGUUACAGCUUUCGCAAAAUGAUGACGGUCAUUCUAAGCAAGGAGAUUGGAUGAAUACCCUCAUUCCUCAUCUCCAGCUCGUGUCCACCAAUGCUGAAGGACCUCACCCAUCAUGUGUAUUCUCAUAUACAGUUCAGCCCGAUAAUUGCAACAGGCUACAAAACCUGCACGGAGGUUGCGCAGCCACACUCUUUGACUGGUGUACGACAUUACCCCUUGCCUUGGUGAACAAACCCGGCUUCUGGCAGUAUAUGGGCGUGAGCAGGACACUUAACAUUACAUACAUGCGACCUGUGCCCGUUGGAACCGAGGUAUUGAUCGAGUGUUCGAUCACUCAAGUCGGCAAGAAAUUGGCCUCUCUGCACGGAAGUAUGAGAAGGAGAUCAGAUAAUCUUCUCCUAGCUACAGCUGAGCAUGGAAAAGUAAACAUAGAUGACGAUCUUAAGGCUAGGAUGUAG